Penaeus vannamei (Pacific white shrimp) is the source of this 957-nucleotide messenger RNA. NCBI's taxonomy places the organism in Eukaryota, Metazoa, Arthropoda, Malacostraca, Decapoda, Penaeidae. The record is from RefSeq and is a predicted model, not a curated record.
AAGAUCCAGGAGGGAGAAAUGAGCAACAUAUGAUGACUUGCGGGAAAGUCGUUCACGGAAUAUAUAUUGAGCGGAUUUGCCCAUGCUUCUUCAGUUGCGUUUGAGACGUCGGAAGGGGAGGUGCACGAUGAGCGACAAACAUUUAGCUGCUGGGUCGACAUGCCCCCCCCUGCACCCCGGGGUAUUGAGGUGCUAUAGCAUGCGGUAUUGCCCCUUCGCCCAGCGCACUCGGUUGGUCCUCGACGUCAAGGGGGCCAACUUCGAAAUCGUCAACAUCAAUUUGCAGAACAAACCCGACUGGUUCUUGGCCAAAAAUCCUUUAGGGAAAGUGCCAGCGCUGGAGAUAGACGGAGAAACAAUAUUCGAAUCUGACAUUUUGUGCGAUUAUCUGGACGAGUUGUACCCUGAGCCCGCGCUUUACCCUAAGGAUCCCUGGAAGAAGGCUAAUGACCGCGUCUAUGUAGAGCUUUGGUCAAAGGUAUAUGCACCUAUGUACAAGAUCUAUUUCGCAAAGGGAGACAAGCAGGUGAUAGCAAAGGCAUUUGAAGAAUUCCUGUCUGGUCUGGAUAUCUUCGAGACCGAACUGGCCAGGCGAGGGACCACUUACUUCGGGGGAGAGAAACCAGCCAUGCUAGACUACAUGAUCUGGCCUCAUUCCGAAAGGUUUUCCAUGUUGUCUCUGCUUGCUGGUGACGGCCAUGAGAUUCCACAACAUCGAUACCCAAAUAUGUUUUCCUGGAUUGAUCGAAUGAAGGAAGAUCCAGCGGUGAAGAAGAUAUAUUUUACGCCCGAGGAACAUUUAAAAUUUGUUGAAGGACUAAUUGGCGGGAAUCCUCCCUUUGACGGGUAGCAGUGACGUCAUCGCGGAUCUGAACGAAGGGAUUAUUAGUCUUCUUUAUCUUUAUUUUUCUUUCUUUUGUUAGCUCCCCCCCCCCUAUCUCUCUCUCUCUCUCUCUC